Messenger RNA from Aplysia californica (California sea hare), 2577 nucleotides. RefSeq lists its product as uncharacterized. Gene Ontology annotation, molecular function: monocarboxylic acid transmembrane transporter activity. Bases 420 to 2264 code for a protein of 614 amino acids. Lineage: Eukaryota; Metazoa; Mollusca; Gastropoda; Aplysiida; Aplysiidae. The transcript has a single exon. The record is from RefSeq and is a predicted model, not a curated record. Gene Ontology annotation, biological process: transmembrane transport; monocarboxylic acid transport.
CUUACGAGUAAUUUUAAUUCAUGGAGACAGAAGUAGACCACUGUUCUGAUGCUGGGGGGUAGAUGUUUUUAAACGACAGCUGGUCGCGUGAUGCAAACAUAUAGGUUGAGACAGCCUUGUGAUAAGCAUGUCAGGAGAGCGAGCCAGCUACUUGAGUUGCGGUUGAGAAAGUCAGCAAAAUCGAGACAGUUUCAUCCCACGGAUUGCUUUUCUAACAACAGCAAGUUUGCACUCUCUGCCAAAAGUAUUUUGUUGAGUUGUAAUUUCUGCUGACAGUAUUUCGGUGCUUUAUUAGUUAUCGUCUUCACCACUGAUAGAUAUAUAUAUAUAUAGUAACGUACUGUCACCCAAGCUGUAUUGCUUUUCAUGUGAAGAUUUGUGAUACGGCUUGUGGUGUUUUUUCUUCAUUUAAUACCAGGAUGCACAAUGGAGGCACUGCGGCAGGAGGUUUGAACCCUGACAAUUCAGUAUCAGCUUCGAGGGAAAGCGGGGUUGACAUGAGCACCACCACGACAACGGCAACAGAACGUCAUGAAACCCCGAAACCUCCAUUGCCCGUGGACAGGGGGUGGGCUUGGUUCGUUAUGCUAGGGGCUCUCAUCAACAUCACCAGUUGUAUUACAUUCAUCCGCGCGGCCUCGCUGCUGUUCAUCGAGUUCUUGGAGAAGUACCAGGUGUCUGCCACUCUGACAACGUUAGCCUUCAGCAUGUAUUCUGUUACGUUCGCUGUGAGCUCUAUGUUACAACCUGCGCUCUUUCUUCCUAGAUUCACAGUCCGCACACUCGCCCUGACAGGAUCGACGUUUACAGUCCUAGCAACGACCCUGAUCGCAUUUUCUCCCAAUAUCAUACUCACCAACGUAUUAUUCAUGUUCAUAGGAUUUGGAAACGGUUUAAUAUUUGUUCCUGAAAUGGCGCUGAUUGGGUGUUACUUCAAGAAACGACUCUCAUUGGCAGCAUCUUGCGCCAACUUAGGACUCAGCAUUGCCACAAUAGCGGGCCCUCCGCUGGCCCAGUACCUGUUGGACACUUAUGGCCUUCAGGGUGCAGUUCUCCUCCUAGCUGGGUUAAAGUUACACUGUGUGGUAGGGUCAAUGCUCUUCCGACCCGUGUCUUUAUAUGCUGACCCGAACAUCAAGUCGGGCCGUGAUGACACAGAUGAUACAAACAGCGUCGCACCAGCAAUCAGUUCCACGGACAUUGUUAAAAUCGUGAAGUCUGACGUCCUUACCAGUGCAGAAACCCAGUCUUUUGAGAAUAUGAAUCUCCUUGCCCAGAUACCACACUGUGGUGGGGAAUACAAACGAUGCAGAAGCAUGAGUGAAAGUCACCCUAGAGCGAUGAAACAAUUCGAAAUUAAUGUGGAAGAUAUAACCAACACGAACAAGUAUUUAGGUGCAUCGAGCACCAUGCUUCACGGAGCUGGGAGUGUACCGAAUGAUAGCUUAAUGGAUAAACUCUCGCUUUCAACCAGUACGAGAUACUUGAGUAAUUCGUCUUUUACUCUCACAAUAAUGACAUCAGCGGCAGAAUAUAAAACCGGAAUCCGGUCAAGGGCUCCCUCUGUUGGGAAACAGGACGGAACUCUGAUGUCACAGAAACUAAAAAGCAACGGAAUAAUAAUCAAGGAGAGAGACAGUGGAUGCCGUUCUUGUUUCCAACGAUUCAAAAACGCAUUAUCUGGCUCUAUAUACACACAUCCCUAUUUCCUAAUGUUAGUUUUUGCAUCUGGCCUUGGGGUUCAUGCACAGGCUUAUUAUGCAUACACUCCUAUCCUUGGUAAAGAACAAGGAUUAACCGCAGAACAAGUCCCAUUGCUUCUCACAGUCGCAGGUACAUGCGACCUCAUCAGCAAACUAGGGAUUGGUUUUAUAGCUGACCUUCCCUGGGUGAAAAGAAUUUACCUGGGUGGUGUGAUCCAGCUAGUCUUAGGAAUCACACUUCAAUGUGUGAGCUUCUUCAAGGGCUAUGAGCUGAUGAUUGUGUUGCAGGUGAUAGGAGGCUCAUUUGUUCAAGUUCUGAUGACCCUCCUUCCGGCUAUCGCUGCUGACCUCAUCGGCUCAGAAUAUAUCGGGCACAUCAUGUCGGGCUACUUCCUUGUCAACGGGGCAGUGUGCACAUUGGACCACAUCGUUGCAGGAUUCAUCAAAGAUAUCACCGGAUCAUUCAUACCAACUUUCAACUAUAUGGGGGCAUUCAAUAUAUUCAGCUUCUUACUACUAGCUUUAGACCCCAUUCUCUCUCGAAAAUACGGGGGAAAGUGACAUGGCAGUUUUCUGCGUCCUAACUUGGAAGUGUUUCGACUGCCAGUGUUUCAUGAGCCAAUCUACCAUUGAUAACAUUAUUGUAGCCGGCAUAUUUGAGCGUUCAAAUGUAAAUAUUGCUUAAUUUGCAAUUUUUUAAUUGUCUUUUUCUUUCAAAUUACGACAGCUGAAAAUCUUUACCUUCUACGCUUCUAUCUCUGCUUUUGAAAUUAUAGGGGGGCGAUUUUUUUUUCUUUUCGCUUUUCUGUCUUCCUUCCCCCCUGAUAAGUUUCUAUUUGUAGCAAUAGCACCUCUCUAUGGGCCUAUCCAACAU